Phytomonas sp. EM1 is the source of this 3522-nucleotide messenger RNA. The record is from the annotation of a GenBank genome assembly. NCBI's taxonomy places the organism in Eukaryota, Euglenozoa, Kinetoplastea, Trypanosomatida, Trypanosomatidae.
AUGAGUUCUACAACACCGGGGGAAGAUGCCUCCCCGGACUCGUUUGGAGGAAAUGAUCUUUGCGGUGUUUCCCUUGGCAGAGAAAAAAACGCCUCAUCGGUGCUCGAAGGCCCUGCAGAGCAUACCACCUCUAAGUAUGUGUUGAGUCCAAGGAAGCUCGAGAAGUGCGAGCCGUUUCACAAACCCCGCGUUCACGCAGCACCACUUGCACACCCUAGCAUUUCUGUGAACAGCGAAUAUUUUAGGGUGCUACAUAAACCAGAAAAGAGUAUCAACGUAGUUGCUCGGAAGCGAACUGAACGACCCAAAGUGAAAAUAAAUCAUAAAAUGGGUAUAAUAUACCAAACACCGCAUGUAAGCACGCCCAGAAAUCGGCUUAUCAAUACUCCUGAAUUUCUUCGACGUCAUGGCUCAAGGCUUCGUUAUGUUUGCACCAACUCAGAGGCCAAGCAGAGAGGGAUCUUAGAAGCUAGCCUUGAAGAAGGUAAUUCAUCAAGAUUAGCGAUGUGUCCUGAUUGUGGACGCAACAUCUCGCGCAGUCUCCUUAGUUAUGGAACUAACUUCACUCGCAGAAUUGGUGAGGAGGGUGAAACUAUGCAAAGGCGCUGUUCCACGAGCUCUUCAACCUAUUCAGAAUUACAAGCUAUGCGUUUAAAAUCCAAUGGCCAGCUACUUGAGAUGGAUUGUGAGCUCAAAGAUAAAAAGGAAGAGGUCCAGUCACUAAAGAAGGCUCUUCGCCAUGCCGAGAUGAUGAUACGCUUCUCACAAGAAGCAGGGAUGAAAUCAUGUGGACAUACGCCAUUUAACGGAAUCCAUUUUGAUGAAGCAACCCUCGUUGGACCGCCAUACUCUGUAGGAAAAUCCACAACGUCAGCGAGUGAAGAUUUAACCAAGAGAAUAUGUUUCUUAGAGGAAAAACUGACAGCUUCACUUCAGGAAAUCGACCUUCUCAAACAUGAUCGGCGAACAUUUCGUGUGCGCCAACUCUCAAUGGAACUACAGGCUACCGAAAGUGAGCUACGACAGCUGCUCAAUCGCAGCCCAAGGCCUAUGCGCUACAACAUCUCUGGGGUAGACGAGCUGGCUUUUUCCUUAGAUGGCCGUAAUGUGAAUAAGAAACGGAAAAAGAACCAUAAUUGUUCAGCCCAAAUCUCCCUCGUACCUCGGUCUAGAUCCCGUCAAGCAAACGAUAUAGAAGAGACUCCCCAAAAGGAGGCGUUAAUACAACAAAUGAGCGAACAAUUGAACACAUUUGUUCAGCAAAGAAACUCUGAUGAAAAAGAAGUCCUGCUAAUUCACGCGGAGCUCGAAAAGCUUAGGAGCGAAAACACAUCCUUGGCGGAGGAAUUGUCAGUGCUUCGGCUCUUGCCAGAAAAUUUAGCUCGACAGCAGCAGGAACUUGAACGAGCACGGUCCCUUUUAAUUCAGUCUGAUCGACAAUUGGACAAAUACAAGCAGAUUUUCAUGAAAGGGGUGUCAUUGGAGGAUAUGCUAACUGUACUGGAGGAACGAGACAGAUUCCAGAGGCUUCUCAUAGAGAAAAAUACCCAAGAGGCCUCUCUUCGCAAUGAAAUGGAUAUCGCAAGAGUGCAAGCUAUACAGCUUGCAGAGGAGAACAUGAAGAUGCAGAUUGAGGAAGAAAGAAAUCUUGCACACGGUCGAGAGGAGAUGCUUCGUGAGACUAUACAGCAACUCGAGAAGAAGCUUGCGUCUUUUAUGGAGACGACACAGCCUCCAAAUAUAGACGCCACUCAGGAGGUUAGUGUGCAAUCUGACCAGUACCAGGCUCCGACCCAGCCCUGCUCUCGUGGCGAGGACCGCAUUAGUCGCACGUUUCCUAUAAAAUAUGCAACCAUCGAGGACACACCAGACCCACAUAGUCUGCAGGACAUCUUUGAGGUUUCCGGUCACACCACGCACACGCUCACAGCUGUGGACUCUUCUAAUUCUUCACCGAAUAAGAAGCCAGGCGUUCACAUUUGUAGUUCUGCAACUCCCCCCUCAGAAAGCAUUCAGGAGCUCGGAAGAAAAGAGGAAUACACAGUGACUCCUCACGAGCUUCCUCAUAGCCCACCCUCAGCGAGAAAACCACCGACUCCUCACUCUUCGGGAUCGCUUAGUGUAAGCACCGUCGCAACAAUUCAGAGUGCCUCGGCCUCCAUCACUCCCUUGAGCGCAGCUACAUCUGAGGACAAGCAUGUGGAAGACAGAAAUCUGCAUGAGGAGAUAAAUCAUUCGAGGUCCAAUUUACUCAUCACUGAAGCCCAGAUUCCUUCUGCUAUUGGGGGAAUUUUAGAUCGGGGACGUAACGUGUCUUCAGAAAUUCAUACUGUGAAAUCUUUCGUGACUUCUCCAGUGAUAUCGCUCUCUGUUCGGAGUGAGGGAAAUCCGUCCGAUGCUAACACAACGAUUCUGCCUCAAAACGCUAUUUCAGUUGCUACUCCAGUUUCUCGCUCUUCACUUCAGAGCGUUCACGGGGAAAACGGCAUGUCAUCUACGAAAUUUGCAACCCUGCCAGAUGCCUACCCGGUUGUAGCUUCAACGUCUUUUGAUAAACUUGAUUUGGUUGAGCGGGAAAACGCUGACCAUAGGGGGGCAGGCCUCCCGGAAAAUGACGAUGACAAUUUGAUUAUCAUUGCACCUGCUUCCAUUACAAAUACGCAGUUGCAACAGUCGAAGGGGGAAACCCCUUUGUUACCUACUUGUGAAGUGGCAGGCAAAGAAAAAGGCCAGCACAUCACAUUACUUUCACAAAGUUCAAACUCAGGAGUUGGUGAAAAGGAUCCAAACUUUGGUUGUUACUCUCAGGCACUCGAAGGGGCAUCAAUGGCAACGACGAUGCCCCCUCAGCCGUUUUUCACCUCGGCUGCACCUACAGAAACCACUCUAGGGAAUAUAGGGGAUCAGUUUUCAAUCGGAUGUGUUUCCUUGUCUCCGAAGCAGUCGCCGAUAGGGCCGAGAAAUCCUUUUCCUUCCCUGAACAUGGACCCGGAAGAAAGGAACAAUUGCUCACCUCAAGCGAACAACAGUGCAUCUGAGGAUGAAAAUCUCAACGAUAUCAAGAUUCGAGGGUUUUCAUUAUCGGGUGUAUCACUCAUGCCCCCACUAAAGAAGACGCCCUCCCCCUCUACUGAUGUCGGGAAUGAAGAUGAACACAAAGUUGAAGUGAGAAGUCAGAACGAGGGCAGAUCGAGCGAGGAAGGGGAACAACACAAGGCUGUGGAUAAUGAGGGUGAAACUGCGUUUAUCCCACCGUCGCCUCCUUCGGCUGUUGUGCCGGUUCCCUCUACAGCCGGUAUGAUGAACGAUACAGCAGGAGAAAGUAAUAUUCUCAAAACCUCCGAGUCGGAUGCAAAGGAUCUGGAGGGAGCUGUGGCAAAUGCUAGCGAUGUGGGCCCUGACACACGGCCCAGUACCAUGCCUGAAGUGGCACCAGAAGUGUGCAUUGUGGAGCUAUCCAAGGAAGCGAGUACUGAUGGUCCUCCUGAGAGUGAGCGAACUGGUUUGGAAGAAGAACAUUAA